This is a messenger RNA of Quercus robur (English oak), 1285 nucleotides long. RefSeq lists its product as uncharacterized. The transcript has 4 exons. Bases 114 to 1052 code for a protein of 312 amino acids. NCBI's taxonomy places the organism in Eukaryota, Viridiplantae, Streptophyta, Magnoliopsida, Fagales, Fagaceae. The record is from RefSeq and is a predicted model, not a curated record.
AUUCGACUCAUCAUUUCUCAUCCAAUUCCAUUUCUCAUUUCUCAGAUAGAGAGAGAGAGAUAGCGUGCUUUAAGCUUUAACGGAAAUUCUCUAGGGUUAGGGUUUCCAAAUCAAUGGGAGGAGGAGGAGCCAUUAGAGCGGCGGCCAAGGUCGCCGGAGUCGGAGUCGUCAGCCACGGCCUCCGCGGCAUGCCGUCCGUGCCGCCAUCAGAGCAGUCUGUGCGCAACGCCUCGCGCCCUGUUUCCGCUAUCUUGUCGGCGAAGUCCGCAUCCGGUGACGCGGCGGCGCCGAUUCAGAUGCCGGUGCCGGCGGCGUGGGACGACUGGGAGUUCGCCGACGGUGAGGAGGCUCUGGUGAUGGAGGCAGGGGAGCCAAUGCCGAGGCUCGUCUUCGGUGGCGUGCCGAGCUUUGAGGAGGCCAAGGAGGCCACCACUGAAUUGAAAGACGCACUGGAUAAGGUAUAUCUGUCAUCGCCAAAAUCCAAUGGAUCUGGUGAUAUUUUUUCUGCAAAUCAUGUUCCUGGUUUGUCUCUACUUUCAAGCCCUGAGUUAGAGACUAAAUCUUGUGUCAUCUCUGAGGAUACACCAACUGCUCUUGCGCCAAACCAUGUCCUUCAGGCAUUUAAGUUACUCAAUGGAAGCCCUGAAGCUCAGACUGUUGUUGCCUCAAUUGCUUGUGACCCAAAUGUCUGGAAUGCCAUGAUGGAUAAUCAUGUGCUUAAGGAUUUCUUCCAGUCACACCAGAGAAUUGUAGGUGAUGAGUUCAAUGAUGUGCAAUCGGCUAAGAAGUUUGAAGAAUCAUCUGUUGAAAAUGAAACUGGAAACUCAGAGGGUGGGUUUAUGAAUAUUAUGGAGAACAUUAAGCUUAAAGUUCAAGAGAUGGUGAGCAAUGUGUCCAACUACUUCCAAAAUAUCUUUGGACAUUCAGCAGCAGAGAGUACUUCUGAAGACAAUGGAAAUACCAGCAAAACCUUCAUGGAUAGGGGCCUAGGAGCAUCCUUCAUGGGGUUGGCAGUGCUGGUUAUUAUGGUGGUGGUGUUGAAGCGUGUCUAGAUCCCUUUUAGCUGAACCUCCCUGUAAAUUUGUCAAACUCACGAAGUCAAGAUGGUUUUUUUUUUCCUCCUUGCCUGCAUGUCAUAAAUACACGAAUAAGAAUGAAAUAUGAUGCCGAAAUUAUUAGUUGGUCACUUCAAAUUCAAUAUAUGGGUGGAUGGUAGGUUGAUAGUAGUCAAAUUGCUUAUUUUGCAGAAUCUAUUUACAGUUUAUGAAGGGAGCUUUUGAACUUU